GGACGCAGAUUUAGUUAUAAAAAAAGAAAGACUUGCAGCGGAAAUGGAAUAUUUAGUGCUCCUCCCGGUGUCAGUCCCCAUCAUGUUAAAUCAUCCAUUAUCCGUCGCAAUACAAAUGGAUCUCGAUUAAUUUUUGUAUGGCCACAGAAACCACCUAGAAGUAGAUUGUUAAGAAUUUUAGCUCCGCUCAUGCAUGGCAUUCUCAUUGGUUUUUUAUUUAUGGAUGCUAUUCAUCUUUGGCCAGGAGAAUUUUUACCUACAUCGUUGCCUUCUAUAAUACCUGUUCCUUUACCACCUGUAAAAUGUAAUGUAAUUGAACCACGAUGGUUUGACAAUAGUUAGAUAAUGCAAUAUUUUCAUUUUUUUGAUUUUGAAGUCGCGUAAUUUAAAUUCUUUUUUCAUUAUUUAAAAUAUACAAAAUAAAUUAUAAGAAAAAUUAAAAUGUAAAAGAAAUAUAUUAAAACACAAAAUUAUAAAAAAAAUUGUUUUUAAUAAUAUAUAAAUAUUAAUGAUUAAAUAACCUAUAAAUGUUAACAAUUUUUUUGUGUAAAAAUAUGCUUAUGCGCAUCAUUAUAAUAUAGUUAAUACUUGGGAAAGAGUGAAUACGAAAGAUAUAUUUUGAGCAGUGAACAAAAAUGUCAAAUCAAUAUCUAUUUCAAAAAUGUGGAUUUUUGCGUGCACCUUUUGCUAUUGGUGUUGGUCGUUAUGUGUGUCAAUUACAAAGAGUAACUAUAAAAUUUUGUAAAAAUCACGGUGCUAGUCUUGGAGCUAGGAAUUUUAUAGAACAUGAUUUAAUUAAUUAUGCAAAAGAAAAUCCUGGAGUUGUAGUAUAUGUCAAACCAAGAAGACAUAAACAUCCAAUUUUAAAAGCGGAAUAUUUAAAUGGAGAGACACAUUGGAUGUCUAUUGCUAAUUAUAGUAGAGAGGAUAUUAUACAAUGGAUGGAAUUAUUAAAAACUCAGUAUCAUAAUGGUCCAGAUUACAGAUUACUUAAAUUAUGGCACACAGAUUUUCCUUCUAUUCAAGGACCUUGGACACCUUUUACUUUUAAAGAAUCAUCUUUGAAUCAAAUUCAAUUUCCAAAUAAAAAAAUUGGGGAAUAUAUUAAAUUAGAACCAACAGCUACAGAGGAAUUGAUUAGGUUGUUUAAAGAACAACAAGAAGCUGAAAAGCUCAAUGAAGAAAAUAAGAUUCAAGAAAAUAUUAGUUAAAUGAUAAUUUUCAAAUGUUAAAUAAUUAACUGAAAAUUAACAUAUACUGAAUCAAAAUUACUAUAGCUUCUCAAAAUAACAUUUGAUUUGUUUAUUUUUAUAUAACAAUAGAAAAAAUUAUAUUUAUUUAAUAUUUCAAUAGAAAGAAAACUUUUAUAUAUCCAAUCAUUAAAAUUAUAUAAUUAUUAUUAGAUUGUGAUUAUUAAAUAAAAUUAUAAAAUAAAUAUAUAAUUUAUAAAUUUACUUGAUUAUUUAUUAGUGCAUAUAAAUAUUUUUCAGGCUUUACUAUAUAAUAAAAUUUUGCAUAAAAUUAAUGUAUUUAAAUUAUCAAAUAUAAUGUAUGCUCCAGACAAUCACAUAAAUAACAAUCAUAUAAAUAUUUA
Messenger RNA from Apis mellifera (honey bee), 1594 nucleotides. RefSeq names its product 39S ribosomal protein L43, mitochondrial (gene mRpL43). Gene Ontology annotation, cellular component: mitochondrial large ribosomal subunit. The record is from RefSeq and is a predicted model, not a curated record. The transcript is spliced from 5 exons. Bases 636 to 1211 code for a protein of 191 amino acids. Lineage: Eukaryota; Metazoa; Arthropoda; Insecta; Hymenoptera; Apidae. Gene Ontology annotation, molecular function: structural constituent of ribosome. Gene Ontology annotation, biological process: mitochondrial translation.